Messenger RNA from Arachis stenosperma, 1056 nucleotides. RefSeq lists its product as uncharacterized. The record is from RefSeq and is a predicted model, not a curated record. Bases 108 to 893 code for a protein of 261 amino acids. The transcript has 2 exons. NCBI's taxonomy places the organism in Eukaryota, Viridiplantae, Streptophyta, Magnoliopsida, Fabales, Fabaceae. Gene Ontology annotation, molecular function: S-adenosylmethionine-dependent methyltransferase activity.
CUGAGGGAGGCCUAUCUAACUAUAGUGAUAUAUAAAUACAUAUCAUGAUGAGGAGAUUGAUGAAGAUACAAGAAAUUUUGAGAGAAAACAGAACAUAUAAGUAAGAGAUGGCAGAUCUAUUUUUGAAACAGGCAAAGGAAUAUGCAAAGGCAAGGCCAAGCUAUCCCACAGAGCUCUUCCAAUUCAUAGCUUCAAAAACUCCCUCUCAUGAACUAGCUUGGGAUGUUGGUACCGGAAGUGGCCAGGCUGCUAAACAUUUAGCUGCUAUAUACAAGAAUGUGAUAGGGACAGACACUAGUGAAAAGCAGCUUGAAUUUGCAAUCAAGCUACCCAAUGUGAAAUACCAACAUACCCCACCAAUAAUGUCCAUGGAAGAGGUUGAACAAAAGGUAGCAGCUCAAGGAAGUGUGGACCUUGUGACCAUUGCACAAUCCCUACACUGGUUUGACCUGCCAUCAUUCUACAAACAAGUGAAUUGGGUUCUCAAGAAGCCUCAUGGGGUCAUUGCUGCUAUAUGUUACAAUGUACCAAGAGUUAGUGAGGAAGUGGACAAGGUGUUUGAUCAAUACUAUGUAGAUGUUUUGAGUCCCUAUUGGGACCCUGCUCGGAAAUUAGUUGAAGAUAAUUAUAGGAGCAUUGAUUUUCCAUUUGAGCCUGUUGAUGGUGCUGAUCACACUGGACCCUUUGAGUUUGUGUCAGAGGUUACUAUGGAUUUGGACAAUUAUUUGACUUUCAUAAGAUCUAGUUCAGCAUAUCAAACGGCUAAGGACAAAGGAGUGGAACUUCUUGGACAGGAUCUUGUUCAAAAGUUUAAGGUUGCUUGGGGUCAUAACGGUCCAAGGGUUGCCAAGUUUCCGGUUUUUGUCAAAAUUGGAAAAGUUGGAGACGCUUGAAACUAUUUAAUUUACUUAGUUUUGCGCGAAAAUUCUAAAUUUCUUGUGUGAGAAUGAUAGUUAAAAAUUAUUAGAUAACUUUAUGCGAGUAAUGAUGUAUCAAAGUUAAUUACUUAUUAAGUAGCAAGUUUUAUAUAAUGAAUCCAUUAUUGAUCUUUGAUUA